Molecule: messenger RNA, 508 nt
Organism: Hyalella azteca
Lineage: Eukaryota; Metazoa; Arthropoda; Malacostraca; Amphipoda; Hyalellidae
Gene: MED9
Product: mediator of RNA polymerase II transcription subunit 9
Exons: 4
Coding region: 80-403 (107 amino acids)
Biological process (GO): regulation of transcription by RNA polymerase II
Cellular component (GO): mediator complex
Molecular function (GO): transcription coregulator activity
Source: RefSeq, a predicted model, not a curated record
CACUUCACUGCUGCAAUCCGCCGUGAAUCCGUUUCAGACUAAACUUCAUGCUACCAAUGGCAUUUCAUUAGUUUCCACUAUGUCAAUAGCACGCUCCACUGUCACAGCAGAAGAAAUAGAUUUGGACUUCCUUCCUAUAAUAUAUCAAUUCAUGCGCUGUCUUGAAAAGGAGCAGAACCAAACUGAUUUGAACCGUGUUGCUGUUGAAGCCUCUCAACGCCUGUCAGACUUGCAGAACAAGAUCUCUCUUGCUAGAGAACAGGUCCCAAAAUUAGCCGGCGUUGAGAACAGUCCUGCUGAACAGCUCAAGAAGUUGGAUGCUCUACGUGCUCAGCUAACACUGAAGAAGAAACUACUUUCAAAAUACAAGGCGGAAGGUGCUAGUGAACCUAACAGUGCCUAAUUGUAAGUGGCUGAAUUUGUAUAAUUUCAUAUUCUGGGCUUUAUACUGAAGGGUCUAACCUGAACGUUAUUGAGCCUCAUUUGACUUGUCGAAGAGAAGGUUGAU